This is a messenger RNA of Colletotrichum karsti, 543 nucleotides long. RefSeq lists its product as uncharacterized. Lineage: Eukaryota; Fungi; Ascomycota; Sordariomycetes; Glomerellales; Glomerellaceae. The transcript is spliced from 2 exons. The record is from RefSeq and is a predicted model, not a curated record. Bases 1 to 543 code for a protein of 180 amino acids.
AUGGCUGCAAACACCAACACCGCGGCUCUCAACGCCGAGAACCUGGGCACCGGAAACACAUACCAGAAUCCCAGCGUGAACCCGACUGCUACGCAGGGCACCGCUGCCACCAACAUCGGUGAACAGCGUCUGGGCGGCGACAGCACGAACCCUGAUGCCGGCUACCACGGCACGACAGCCCCGGCGGGUGCGCAAGCAGGGUACGGUAGCACGACAAGCACUGGUGUCGGAAGCUCCAUCGGACGGGAGGCCAACGUGCCCGCAACAACUGCCACUCACGCUCACACUGGUCCGGCGGGACAGGUCGGCGGCGGAGACGCGCCGACGACGCAUGGCGGUGGUAUCGGACACCAGAUCAAGGGCGCCUUUGCUCAGACUCACGGCGUGGGCGAGGUGUUGAGAGGAAAGUUCAACUCUGCCGUGGAUACUGUGGCAGGUGACUCAGAGGGUCUGGCGAAGAACAAGAACAUCACCACUGGUGGCGAGAGAGAGUUUGCGAACAAGGACUUUGUGAAGAAGGGGACCACUGAUAAGGCUCUCUGA